Molecule: messenger RNA, 2654 nt
Organism: Phragmites australis (common reed)
Lineage: Eukaryota; Viridiplantae; Streptophyta; Magnoliopsida; Poales; Poaceae
Product: phospholipase A1 PLIP1, chloroplastic-like
Exons: 2
Coding region: 289-2298 (669 amino acids)
Biological process (GO): lipid metabolic process
Molecular function (GO): glycerophospholipid phospholipase A1 activity
Source: RefSeq, a predicted model, not a curated record
UUCCAUUCCCUUCCCUCGGUUUCCACCUCCGCGCGCGUCGCGGUUGACCUGCCUGAGCUGUUUGCUAUUAAAGGCCCCAUCGCCAUUUGCAGAAUUCCCCCGUGCUCCCUCGGACGCACGGGCUGACCAACCCAACCCGCCACUGGUCGCCACCAAGAAACUAACCAACGCCAACCAUCUACACCGCCGCGCGCGGCGGCGGGCAGCUGCCCAAUUUACUUCGCCUUGUCUCCAUAGCUCCAAGAUCCAGUGUGCAGAGCAUCGGCGGCGGCCACCUGAGUACGUGACAUGGUGGCGAGCGUCGCUGCCGCGGGCCCGGCGACGGCGGCGGCGGCGUCGGGGCGGCGGCGCGGGGGCACGAGGGAGCCCGCGAGAAUGCACGCCAGCAUCCGGCGGUCGCGCUCCGAGCCGCACUUUCGCUGCUCCCGCCGCGGGGGCGCGGCCGCCAACGCCGCGCUCACCACCAGCCGCUCCAUCGGCGUGUUCCCGUUCCAGUUUGGCGCCGCGCCUCUGCGACCGCCGCCGCUCCCCGACGGUGGCGGCGACGGGUCCCGCCUCCUCACCGUCGACGACGAGCCGCCGCCCGAGCCUGCGCCGGAAAUUCUACCCGUCCGGAGGCCCGAGGCGCACUGGCUCGACCGACUCCUCGAGCUCCGGUCACGCUUCCACGACCCGACCAAGCGCGACGUCCUCGAGGACGAUAACGACGAUGACGAGGACGUCUACCAUCUCGACGACGACGACGCCGGCUGCGGCGUGAGCUACGAGGAUGACGAGGAGAAGGCGGAGGAUGCCAACUGGGACCGGGAGUCCUUCGUCAAGCUUCUGGCGAGGGCCCCGCUCGGCGAGGCGCAGCUGUUCGCGCAGCUGGCCUUCCUCUGCAACAUGGCUUACGUUAUCCCCGAGAUCAAGGUUGAGGAGCUGAGGAAGCACUACGGAUUGCGGUUCGUGAUGUCGUCGCUGGAGAAGAAGGCCGAGGCCGGCGCCGUAAGCGCCAAGCUGGACGCGGACUCCACCCGGCCGCGCACCGAGCCGGCGUACGAGGUAGCCUCCGGCCCGCAGCCGCGUCGGCCGAUCCGGUCGCACCUGGCCUACGAGGUGGCCGCGUCGGCUGCGUCCUACGUCCACGCGCGCGCGCGCGGCCUGCUCUCGUUCGGCGGCCAGCAGCGGCCAAAGGCGGGGGACGAGGGCAGGCUGUACAACUCCGGGAUGGCUGCGUACGUGGCCGCGUCGACAGUGACGGCGGUGGUGGCCGCCGAAGACGAGGCGCGGCAGGAGGCCGCGCGCGACCUGCGGUCGCCGCUGUCGUCGCCGUGCGAGUGGUUCGCGUGCGACGAGGCGGACGCGCGCACCCGGUGUUUCGUGAUCCAGGGCUCCGACUCGCUGGCGUCGUGGCAGGCCAACCUCCUGUUCGAGCCUACCGAGUUCGAGGGCACGGGCGUGCUGGUGCACCGCGGCAUCUACGAGGCGGCGAAGGGCAUCUACGAGCAGGUGAUGCCGGAGAUCGAGGCGCACAUGGCGGCGCACCGCAGCGGGGAGGCGCGACUGCGGUUCACGGGCCACUCGCUCGGCGGCAGUCUCGCGGUGCUGGCCAGCCUGAUGCUGCUGGCGCGCGGGGUGGUGGCGCCGGAGGCGCUGCAACCCGUGGUCACGUUCGGAGCGCCCUCCGUGUUCUGCGGCGGGCACCGCGUGCUGGAGGCGCUCGGCGUCGGGGAGGGACACGUCCGGUCCGUGGUCAUGCACCGCGACAUCGUGCCGAGGGCCUUCUCGUGCCGCUACCCCGAUCACGCGGUCGUGCUGCUCAAGCGCCUCAACGGCGUGCUCCGCAUCCACCCAUGCCUCAACAACCAGAAGGUGCUGUACACGCCGAUGGGCGCGACGUACAUCCUGCAGCCGGACAGCAGCGCGUCGCCGCGGCACCCGUUCCUGCCGGAGGGCGCGGCGCUGUUCCGGCUGGACCCGGACGACGUCGGUCGCGGCGCGGAACGCCCGCAGAGGACCCUGGUUGCCAGCGCGCUGCGCGCGUUCCUCAACUCGCCGCACCCGCUCGAGACGCUGAGCGACCUCUCAGCCUACGGCGCUGGGGGCGCCAUCCUCCGGGACCACGAGUCCAGCAACUACUUCAGGGCGCUCAGCGCGCUCGCCAGGGCGCCCCCGCGGCGCCGGAAGCAGCCGGAGAUCGUCUGGCAGCUGCCAGGCGUCGAGCGGCUGCAGCAGUACUGGUGGCCCGGGAUCGCCGGCACAGUCAUCCCGGCGCCGGUGGCGGUUGGGACCAAGGAGCUGGUCUCCGAGGCAUAGAGGGAUCUAAAGACGGUUUGCAACUUUGCCAUUGCAUUCCUUUUAGUUGCUAGAUUGAACAGUGUACAUUAUUUGGUUCUUUCGUUUGUUCUGCACAAGGUACAUAGAAAAGGUACGUUUUUUUUAUCAAUACGUGCAGCUAAAUUUUAAAAACUUUAAUCACUAGUAUAUACAAAACUAGUAAUUUCAUGUGUAAAUUGUAAGCAUGAAGCAUCUGGUUUAGCUUUCGUGGUGGCCGGAAAGAUCCGCAGGCUGCUGAAUAAGACAAUGGUUUUCGUCUCAUGGGUUCUUGUGAGGAAUGAACUCCACUUGUAAAUUGUUCUUGCUUCAAUGAAAAGCAAAUUUCGAAUCGAGAA